Messenger RNA from Rhodamnia argentea, 903 nucleotides. Its product is annotated as outer membrane protein YopM-like. Bases 1 to 903 code for a protein of 300 amino acids. The record is from RefSeq and is a predicted model, not a curated record. The transcript has a single exon. NCBI's taxonomy places the organism in Eukaryota, Viridiplantae, Streptophyta, Magnoliopsida, Myrtales, Myrtaceae.
AUGGAGAAGCUCGAACAGCUAGAGGUGGGGCAUGUUGUUCUUGAAGAAAUUUCCGAUAAUAUUGGGAAGUUACAAUUUUUGAGAAUCUUGAAAUUGCAACCCACAAGAAUUUCGGCAUUGCCUCAGCUUCCAGAAAGUCUCAUCACUCUAUGUUUUCAUUCGUACUCAAUGAAGAUGUUGCCUGACCUCUCGAACCUAUUGAAUUUGAGAACAUUGGAUUUGCACUUGGGUCGGCAGCCCGAAGAUCCUCCUAUACUUGAAGAAGCUCCGAGUGAUUGGUGGAUUGGAAGAUUACGCAUGCUCGAGGAAUUGUACUUGUCUUGUCUUGAUAUCACCACCCUAUCGUCCGAUAUCGUUUUCCUUUCUCAGCUGAAGCGACUCGAGCUCAGCUGCGAUAAUUUGCAAUGCCUACCUAGACUUCCGUCAAAUUUGUCAUCCUUAUUGAUCGGGGGGAGUUCGAGUUUGAAGACAACGGGGGAUCUUUCGUAUUUGAAAUCGCUAUCGGAUUUGACGGUUAUGAGGUGUGACCAGCUAACGGAGAUUCAAGGCCUUGAAGGUUUGGAGAAUUUGAUAUCAUUGGAGCUCAAUGAGCUUUCAUCAUUGGUGGAGUUGCCUGAUUUGACUAACUUGAAGAAGCUCAAGAAAAUUCAUCUAACGUACUGUAGAAAGCUGUCUGAGAUUCGAGACAUUCCGAAAUCGCUGGAGAUGCUUGAAAUUGGGGACUAUUCAAAACUGCAAUUAUUGCCUGAUCUGUCUAACUUGAAGAAGCUCAAGACAAUUCAUCUAUGGGACUGUGAUGAGCUGUUUGAGCUGCGAGGCGUUCCGGAAUUGUUGCAGAUACUUGAAAUUGUGGGCUGUUUUAAACCGCAAGAGUUGCCUGAUUGUCAUGUUACAAGAAUCUGA